GCACCUCAUCCACAAGGACGCAGCUGGCAGAACGUUCACACCGACUUGGAUCGGAGUCCGCCAGCAGGGACACCACCUCGCAGGCCGACCCGUCCAUCAACAGGUAGGUCGGUCCCCCGGGGACGGGGGCCACGUGGCGCUGCAGCCUCCCCCGUGUGUCUUGAGCGCUGCUGCGUCCCUCUUUGCCAGGAUGGAGUUCCGACAUGGGGCCGGGGUGGAGGAGCCGUGUCCGGUGUGUGGAGAUAAAGUCUCCGGUUACCACUACGGUCUGCUCACCUGCGAGAGCUGCAAGGUGCACUGACUUCCGCUCCAGUUGGGUUUUUCCACAAUGUCCACAUGAACAGAGCAUCCUUCCUCAGGUGGAUGUAUUUCUCUACUCGCAGGGCUUUUUCAAAAGAACCGUCCAGAACAACAAGAAGUACACGUGCGCGCAGAGCCAGAGCUGCAGGGUCGAUGUGAGUCAGAGGAAGCGCUGUCCGUUCUGCAGGUUCCAGAAGUGUCUCCAUGUCGGCAUGCGGCUGGAAGCUGUUCGUGCAGAUCGGAUACGAGGUGGCAGGAACAAGUUUGGCCCCAUGUACAAGCGUGAUCGCGCCCUCAAGCAACAGAGGAAGGCGCUGAUUCAAGCCAGCAGAUUCAGAAUAGUCAGCAGUCCAUCGCUGGGCUCCUCAACCCAGCAAAGAGACGUGACCUUCACUUGUGGCCUUCAUCCAGUUCCCAUCCUUCACUGCAACCCAAUGCAGAGCCAUGGUAUCAGCUACCAGCCUCCAACACUGAGCUCACUCCUGCCGUCCGACUCACCCGGAGUCCAGCAGUACCAGUGUACCUCCUCCUCAAACUGGACCAUCAAGUCCGAGCACGGCAACAACUCGGCUGCAGGAUUCGACUCCGAUGAGCUAUACUCCAGACACCUCCCUCUGCGCGGCCUAAGAAUGCCACAGCUAGUGACGGAGUUUGUGCGCUGUGAUCCAGAUGAGCAGCAGCUUCAGAAUAAGAUCACUGCUCGUCUCCUGCAGGAGCAGACAGACUGUGAGAAACACGGGAACCCCAGCAGCUUUGGCCUGAUGUGUCUCAUGGCCGACCAGACGCUGUUCUCCAUCGUUGAGUGGGCUCGCACGUCCAUCUUUUUCAAACAACUUAAGGUGAAUGACCAGAUGAAGUUGCUGCACAGCUGUUGGAGUGACCUGUUGCUCCUGGAUGUCAUCUCCAGACAAGUCCUGUAUGGCAAAGAGGGCAGCCUGCUACUGGUCACUGGGCAGGAGAUGGAGCUGUCCGACGUGGCGUCCCACGCUGGAGUAGCCGGCCUAAUCCAGAGAGGACAGGAGCUGGUUGAGAAGCUUCACGUCAUAAAAGUGGACCGUCAGGAGUUUGCCUGCAUUAAGUUCAUCGUCCUUUUCAACCCAGAUGUGAAGCAGCUGGAGGACCAUCGGUUCAUAGAGAGCGUGCAGGAGCAGGCUGAAGGAGCCCUGCUGGAGUACACGCUGUGCACCUCCUCGCACGUCCUCGGACGCUUUGCUCACCUGCUGCUCUGCCUGUCCGAGCUGCGCUCUCUCAGCGCCCUCGCCGAAGAAUACCUGUACUGCAAACACCUGGGGGGCGAGGUGCCCUGCAACAAUCUGCUCAUUGAGUUGUUCCAUGCCAAGCUGGGCAUGAACACUCAGGCGCCGUGUGAGUGCCUGCAGCCGCACGGAGGCAUUAAGCUGUGAUGGAUUAUCCCUGAUGUUGUUCUCUGCUUUACACUGGAUUUCCACAUUAAUAUGUACAGUUAAAUCAUAUUGUAAAUGAGACUUUUAUCCCCUGAAACUACUCGUAAGCUUAAAGGAGCAAUCUGACAGUCGAACAUGCAUGUUUUUACUUUAAAAACAAAAACCGGCUUUAGAACCGGGUGACCUACAGCUACAGCCCACAUGUCUAUUUGCAUAUGAUUCUGCUGUUUUCAAUAAAAGCAUUUUCAACUUUGUGUA
Gasterosteus aculeatus aculeatus (three-spined stickleback) is the source of this 1961-nucleotide messenger RNA. The record is from RefSeq and is a predicted model, not a curated record. NCBI's taxonomy places the organism in Eukaryota, Metazoa, Chordata, Actinopteri, Perciformes, Gasterosteidae.